CUCCAAGACAAGGUUCAGAGCCUUGAAACUGAAAAUUCGAGAUUGAGAUCUCAAUUGAAACUCCAAUCCAGCCAUCACCCCACUUCCCCUGUUGCCUUACCCCGAGGAAUUCAGGAACCCGAAACACAUUCUGUCCCCGCUACUCAGCCAGCUGGCCCUAUUGAUUGGGCCUCCAUUGUUACUCGCCCAGCAAAAAAAAUCCGCCCGCCCACACCAAAAAAGGUGGAAGCCAUCUCCCGAUGCUUCAACCCCACACCUACUGGUCCACAAGGUUUCCAGUACAUCUACCUCCACCGCUCCCGUCGCCUCACACAUGUCGAAUGCCGUAAGAACCUCCGUCUCUUGGGAGCUGAACCCAGCCGCAUCCUUGACAUUAUGUUCCCAGCUCGUAAUGUUGUAGGACUUUUAGUCCACAUCCAAUACCAAGAAGAGUUCCUCCAGAUAUUAGCUAAGGCUAACGUCAAGCCUAUCAACAGUGAAUUCGACCCCACGGACGGAAAGCACGUUGCCGACCCAAAAUAUGCCUCCCUUUCCAAUGAUGAACGCAACAUCAAGGCAGCUGAACUUCACCGGGAUCGCUGCCUUCACACCCUCGAAUUCCUUGCUUCCACUCGUCGCCCUCUUCUUCCAGUUGCUAGGGACUUUCUCAACAACGGCUGGAUCUCAGAUGAAGAUUUCUCUGAGGUCCUCAACAGUACCCCCACC
Messenger RNA from Mycotypha africana, 705 nucleotides. RefSeq lists its product as uncharacterized. The annotation marks the transcript as partial. The record is from RefSeq and is a predicted model, not a curated record. The transcript has a single exon. Lineage: Eukaryota; Fungi; Mucoromycota; Mucoromycetes; Mucorales; Mycotyphaceae.